Messenger RNA from Branchiostoma belcheri (Belcher's lancelet), 2699 nucleotides. Its product is annotated as zinc finger protein 629-like. Bases 143 to 1990 code for a protein of 615 amino acids. Gene Ontology annotation, cellular component: nucleus. The transcript has 3 exons. Gene Ontology annotation, molecular function: DNA-binding transcription factor activity, RNA polymerase II-specific; RNA polymerase II transcription regulatory region sequence-specific DNA binding. The record is from RefSeq and is a predicted model, not a curated record. Gene Ontology annotation, biological process: regulation of transcription by RNA polymerase II. Lineage: Eukaryota; Metazoa; Chordata; Leptocardii; Amphioxiformes; Branchiostomatidae.
GUGACACCGUUUGCCCGCCAUUUUGUGUCCGCCAUUUUGUCCAGCGGCAGGAAGAUCGUUUCGAACGUUUCUCUGAAAACUAAACCGGUUUUAAAAGCCGAUUCUGCGUUUUGUCGACCCUGCAACAACCCAACACACAGAAAUGGCUCAGAGCAGCUCUCAGCAGAUGCCUAUGGUCGUAGUCAUAAUGCCAGGGGGCCAGCCAUCAAACAACACAAAUGGCGGACAGCUACCGGCCUCUACACAGGAAAUAGCUAGGGCUGUACAGGCAGCUAUACAGCAGGCAACUGGGGUUGUACAGGCUCCUGUACAACAGACGACUGGGGUUGUACAGCAGACAACUAGGGUUGUACAGCAGACAACUAGGGUUGUACAGCAGACAGGUGGGGUUGUACAGCUCCCUACACAGCAGACAGCUGGGGUUGCACAGCUCCCUACACAGCAGACAGCUGGGGUUGUACAGGCUUCUGUACAGCAGACAGCUGGGGUUGCACAGCAGGUGGUGGUUGUACAGGCACCUACACAGCAGACAGCUGGGGUUGUACAGCUCCCUACACAGCAGACAGCUGGGGUUGUACAGGCUACACAGCGGACAUCUGGGGUUGUACAGGCACAUACACAGCAGACAGCUGGGGUUGUACAGCGCCCUACACAGCAGACAGCUGGGGUUGCACAGCAGUCAGCUGGGGUUGUACAGCUCCCCACACAGCAGACAGCUGGGGUCGUACAGGCACCUACACAGCAGACAGCUGGGGUUGCACAGCAGAAUGCUAGGGUUGUACAGCUUCCUACACAGCAGACAGCUGGGAUUGUAGCGGCCCCUACACAGCAGACAGCUGGGGUUGUACAGGCACCUACACAGCAGACAGCUAGGGUUGUAGCGGCCCCUACACAGCAGACAGCUGGGGUUGUACAGCAGAAUGCUAGAGUUGUACAGCAGACAACUGGGGUUGUACAGCUUCCUACACAGCAAGCAGCUAGGGUUUUACAGCUCCCUAUACAGCAAAUGGCUCAGUUUGUACCCAUUGCACCUAAAGGGGGUUUACCACAACUCCCUAUACCGCAGACGCCUGAGGUUGCACAGGCCCCUACACCGCAGUCAGAUAAACAGGGUAAUACGGUGCAGAAAGACCGGGAAACACAGGGCAAUACGGAGCCAACAGUUGUUGUGGAGAGACCCUACGCGUGUACGGAAUGCAGCUACCGGGCGAAAAGAAAAUCAAACCUGGUAAGACACAUGAAACGAGGGAACUGCCACCUGGACGAGCUCAAAGCAGCAGAGAAGUUGUUCGUGUGUGGCGACUGUGGAGAUUUCCAGACCCCCCACCAGUCUCUCAUGACCAAACACAUGAGGAAACACACGGGGGAGAAGCCAUUCAAGUGUGACCACUGUGACUAUGCAGCCGCAGAGAAGUCAACGUUAAAGCACCACAUGUCUCAUCAUACCGGGGACAAACCAUUCGCGUGUGGGGAGUGUGGGUUCAGAACUGCGAAACACAAUGUCCUGAUGCGGCACAUGAAAACGCACUCCGGUAUAAAACCCUACAAGUGUGACCAGUGCGACUUUUCCACCGCACACAAGCGGUACUUAGCCCAGCACAAGACGACGCACACCGGGGAAAAACCCUACAAAUGUGACCACUGCGAGUAUUCUACCGCGCAUCGAGCCUUCUUACGCCAACACAUGGCUAAACACACCGGAGACAAGCCCUUUGCGUGUGAAGCGUGUGAUUUCAAGACGGCGUACUAUUCCGCCCUAUCGCGACAUAGGAGAACCCAUACAGGAGCGAGGCCCUACCGCUGUGACUAUUGCGACUAUUCUUCGGCGUCAAAAAGCAACGUGUACCGCCACAUGGCCAAGCACGGGGUCACACCGGAUUUCGGAUGCACGGUAGCAUCGGCACCCCAUGUCAGGCGCCCUAAACACACCGUAGCAAAACCCCGUACCAGAGGUUCGGAUAUAGGACACCUUAAUGGCAUCAACAUUUGAGAACCCAUAGAGAUGUGAAAAGAAACUAUCUAGUCCAACACCCAGUUUUGGACACACUGUAGCGCGACACCCCGUGUCAUGAGAAUUAAACACACCGUAGCAAAACCCCGUACCAGAGGUUCAGAUAUAGGGCGGCUUACCGGCAUCAACAUAUGAGAACCGACCCGUAGAGAUAUAAAAGAACUUUAGAACUUUAUUUACUAAAAACAGCAUUGCAGGAGUGCAUCCUGAAUUGUGUUGUAGUGAACAAUAUGUACAGCUGUUGAAAAACAUUUGGAAUUUGGUGUUCAGGCUAGGGCUGCGUACUGGUUCUGUGUACCGGUACAAAAUUGAUUUAGGUACAUAGUUUUGUUUUGUUUAGUUUUGUUUUAGUUUUGCUUUGUUUAAAUAUGGCAUAAGGUUGCGUAGUUCUGUGCUGUUUUGAUUGAACAAAGAUUCCGUUAUUCUGUUUAUUAUGUUAUUGAAGAAGUUGUCAAAUUAACUCCAAUCAAAUCGAUUUGUCUAAAACUUAUUGUUCAAACCUCUGUACUUGUACCGGUGAUAAAAGAAAAUGAAAAAAACUGAGGUGAUAGUAAAUAAAUGUAUCUGGGAAACCCGUAGAAAUAUAACAAGUGUUUUACUUACUAACUCUGUUCCAAACCUGCUUCUGUUUAUUUUCAUGCUAGAUGGACAACAAUAACAUUUAUUUGAAAGGACAUGAAACAAAUCA